Messenger RNA from Dermacentor silvarum, 6203 nucleotides. RefSeq names its product myotubularin-related protein 14. Gene Ontology annotation, biological process: dephosphorylation. Gene Ontology annotation, molecular function: phosphatidylinositol-3-phosphate phosphatase activity. NCBI's taxonomy places the organism in Eukaryota, Metazoa, Arthropoda, Arachnida, Ixodida, Ixodidae. Bases 33 to 2141 code for a protein of 702 amino acids. The transcript is spliced from 20 exons. The record is from RefSeq and is a predicted model, not a curated record.
AUUGUCAACAUGGCGUCUGCUGGUUGCGUGGUAUGCAUCGGUGGUGUCAGCGUAAACCCAUGUUUUCCAAGCGUGCCGGCGUUCCAACCCUAGCGACAAUGGGUUCACCGCGCCAGCCGUCGCAAAUGGACGUCGUCAAGACGUCCGACCUUCAGGGCUUGCUGGAGUUUUGCACGAAAACCGUCUUCAGCUCGACGACGAGCAACGCGGAACAGGCUCGCAGGAACGCUGACAUCCAGCAGAAGUGCGAAGACCUUUUUGCCAAGGACUAUGUGCUCAAAGUUAUUGAGAAUGAGCAGGGUUCCAUGAGCAGCACGUACCCGAACAGGAUCAUCCUUUUGGAGCAUCCCAUUGGUAGCCAAAACACCGACACUUCUCCCAGGCCGGCCGGCGGGCUCGGGUCGCUGCCCGACGUGCAGGACUUGCGGGAGCAGAUUCAGAAGGCUCGGAUUGCGAGGUGUCGCACGCGGUUCCCGGUCCCUGUUAUCCUGUAUGAGGGAAAGCACAUAUGCAGGUCAGCGACGCUUGCGGGCGGCGCCGAGAUCUACAGCCGCUCGGGCUUCGACUUCCUCUUCUCCGAUAAGCGGUCGACAGAGAACAGGAGAAACGUGGACAAUGGAAACACGAGAGCAUCAAACAUCACGGAGCCUUUGCAGCCGCACUCUUUAGGACUGCCCUCGGACUAUGCGGACACAGAAUCCAACGCCAGUGUUGCAGCGGCUGAUAGUCUUGCGGAAGACGAGAACUUCAUCGAUCUGGCAAAGGACAAUGCACCGCCGGCCACUGCUGGAAACUGGCCGCUGUUCAGCACUUUGCGCAUGGAGGACAUCCGGUUGCUCAGGCUGCUCUCUGUCGACCACAUUUGCGACUUUAUGGUGGAGAACAAGAAGGUCAAGUUCUUUCUCAAAGUAACAUCUUCUGAAAAGGUUGACAAAGAAAACAGGUACAACGGGUUCACCAUCUACAACCUUCCUUACCCAGGUUGUGAGUUCUUCAAGCACUACCGAGACAAUGACUAUAGUGGAGAGGGACUCAUCUACGACUGGGAUCAGCAUUUCGUGAAUGCCCCCCUCAACAUUCCCGACGACGCGAUCACCUCUCAGCUCAACAUUGACUGGCCAAUGUACAAGACAUGGGACGUCGUGGUACUCACGAGAAAUUACCUUAAGCUCCUUCUGAAAUACACUUUCGACGGCACGUCGGGGCUGCUGGUGCACUGCAUCUCUGGCUGGGACCGGACGCCCCUGUUCAUCUCGCUUCUGCGGCUCUCGCUGUGGGCGGACAACAAGAUCCACCCGAACCUGUCGCCCCUCGAGAUGGCGUACCUCACGGUCGCCUACGACUGGUUCCUCUUCUGCCAUGAUUUGCGUGACCGGUUAAGCAAAGGAGAAGAGAUUUUCUAUUUCUGCUUCAACAUGCUCAAGCACCUCGACACAGAAGAGUUCUCCGUACUCUCACUAAAAAUGCCAAGGGAAAGGAGGAACACGUCGGAGAGCAACCUUGAAAGCAUAUUCCUGGAGGAGGAGAUGCGUGGUAGCAACACAAGCCUCAACAGCAGCUGCAGCAGCUCUACGAGUGGCUGGAGCCAAGAUGUACCGCCGAUGUACUUUCCAGUGCCUGUGGACUCUGGCGACGAGUACCCUUUGAGCAACGGGAACUACGUGUGCCCCGGUACAAACGGAGCUGCCACACCUCCUACUAUGACAAACAGCAGCGAAAGUUCGGCCAGCACAGUGACCAAUGGCCGAGGCUCCUUGCCGCCCAGCAGCCCUAUGGCGGUGCCUACGUCGUUGCGUCAUCGGUCUGAGAGCUCCUCUUCCGUCAGCGCCGGCAGUUGGCAGAUCAUCAACGGCACGGGCUCUGUGCGGAGCUCCACAUCCACCCGAGACUCUCCCACAGCUUGGGAACUCAACCGGAAUUCCUCGAGCAGCCGGAGUAGCCUAAGCAGCCGUCACCAAGACGCACCCGCAGAUCUUCCAGACCGGACGUUACCGCGCAGCAAGUUCCUGCAGCGUCGCCGCGACCGGUUGCAAGAGGUCCGUCGCAUUGUGAGCAACAUCUACCUGAGCAUCGUGGCAGACAGGCUCGCCACCCCAAGGACAGACGGCAUCAGCAGAGUUUUACAGAGCUUCUACUCCUAGUGCUGCCAUGUCUGUCACUCAGCGAAGACGCGUAGUGGGAAGACCUUCCACUUGGCAGUGUUAUGGGUUCUGCCGUACGCUGUCCGCGGCCACACACGAGUGGAGGAUGCGGUAGAAUGUGGUUGUACAGCGCAAUGUGCAGAUAGCCGUUCGUCACUUGGGCUUCUAAGAAGCAGACUGGCAUCUGCCAAAUGAAAACCGGUGGAGUAAUAUGCAGGCCACCUUGUACAAUUUCUCUAAUAAGGAAGGACAGUCCUUAAAGGUGGCCUGUGUAUGCAUGUGUGUGCGUGUGUCUCGUGCAAGGACAGUGAAAAGAGACGUUGUUAUAGCUUUGGUUGCAUUGCGCGAAUAGCUGUGCAUUGAUUGUGCUCCAUGGACUGUGGUCCGCCGAUAGCAGUGCACAGAUGGUGGUGCACAGAUUGCAGUCUACGGUCAAGGCUUUCAGCCAACUGCGAAACAUCGAAUAGGCAGAGUUUGAGAAAUGUAUAAUAGAGUGAUGCGUGGACCGCCGUUCCAGUUCUUUGAAGCAGUGUGCGGGUAAGAAAGAUAGACUUGGAAAAUGGAACCUGUACGUCUCAGACAGGAGCAUCAGGAAAGUUUGUGGGCGUCUGUUUCUGUUUGUCCAAAGUUUGUGGGCGUCUGUUUCUGUUUGUCCAGCGGCAGACAACACAAGUUGCUUCCCAUGAAAUUGGGUUCUCGUCAUUGGAAAUUUGAAAUAAUUUUGUUUGGCUUUUGCCUUCAAUGCUGCUCAAUGUUAUCGAUUCAUAUGUGACAUGGGUAUGCGCCAUCAAGAGAAAGGUGUUUAUAGACCACUCAGUUGUACAUGCCAAAGAUGGAUUCUGAAUUAAGCAGGUGCAAUUUAUAUAGCGUUUCUGCGUCUCUUUUUAAAGCUUUUUGCCAGACAAUGCAAGGAUCGUGGUAACCACUAUCUUGAGAAUGCUCGCUAUUCUGAAAGUUUUUUCUAUUUACAUUUUGCGAGUUGUGGCAUUAGUGUCACGUGUGUUUAGCUCAGUUGGUGCGCCCCAGUUUGCUGCCGUGCAGAUAUUCGUGACAUUCGUGUGCGAUGUCUGCCGUAACGUUGCGUUAUCUCGAGAAGUUCUACUGUCUACUGCUCGUGAUAAGUGGCUGGUACGUGUGUGUGAUUUAGGGUGUUGAAGUUUGAACAAAUGUAUGCGUGCAAGUUUGCGCGUGUACACAGAAUGUGCCAGAAAAGUUCUUCCCUUUGUACAUGAAUGAGUUUUGUAGUAUUUCUCCUUUUUAUCACACAAUCGUCUCAGCCGGGCUGUCUUCAGCUGUGCAAGUAUACUAGUUGCGUUGAUAUAAGUGUGCAAGGGAUGAUAGAGUCGGGGCCGUGAAUCGUAGCGGGCAGUGUGCCCGUCGGCUUUCUCGUUUCGAAGACCACGCUGUUUGUGCUCAGAGUUUUGUAUGUAACAGCAAUGCAAUUCCCUUGUUUGUGUUUAUCUCGAGGACUGUUGAUGAGUGCCAAAGGAUUGCCCGGCUUCGGGCUGUCUAUCGUAAGCCUGAGCCUACAGCUUGUGAUUCUCGAGUGAAGUGUUCCAAUGCUGGAUAAGCCCAUGCGUGUCGCACAUGUUUUCCAGUGCGGUCCGGGCGGAGGUGUGAUAUGUCCUCGAGUGUGUUUUGAACUGCCCUUCUCCCCCCUCCAUAGGAGCCUGUCUGUCCCACUUGGCAUCUUAGUGUUUCUUAACAUGGGUACGGUGUUUGCCGAAAAUUCUGAAGCCGCUGCACAUGUGACUAUAGAGCUGUCGUCACGCGAUCCCUGUUUCUUCGAUAUGGAGUGCUUGCUGUGAACUGAUGAGAGCGAAUUGCAGGCCCUUCUAGGCUUAACUACCUAACCAUCAAUCAUCAUAAAUGCCUCUCAGUGAUUGCUGAGCUAUAGUUUCAUCGCGGGGCACACUCAAUAUGCAUUUGAAUGCACUGGAGCAGAGUGGUGUUUCUCAAGCCACUCCUCUUUGGGAGACAUUGCUGAGGGGAGUUCUUGAAUUACCUGCAGUGUGCGUGUAUUUGAAGGCUUUAUAAUCAAUUGGUGCUUCCAAAGCUACUCCGCAUCACAAACAUCACCAAAGAACAUCAUGAAGUGCCUCUGCUAUAGAUUGGCAUGGUAUUUCUCAAUGUACUACUCUCUUGGAGACAUUGUCGAGGAGUGUUCUGGAGUGUGCACGCUUGAAUGCUUUAUAGAGGAGUGCUGUUUCUGAAGCUACUCUUCAUUGUGAGCGUCACCAAGGAACAUCACUGAAGUGCAAGGGCUAUUGGUUCGAAUGGCAUUUGCCAAGCCACACUUUUUUUUUUUUUUUUUUUUUGCACAUCGCCGGGGAGCGUUACUAAGCUCAAUGACUGCUCGGCAAACACCUGAAAGUGCUGGAGUCGUUUGACCUUUUCGAAGGUACUUUUCAUCGCUGAGCAGUUGUUACGAUGAGCACGCUGACUACUCCAGCUCAAAGCGCACAUGGAGUGGAUGAUCAGCAGAAGUUACAGCCAGGAGCCAGUUCGGCACAUGCAGCGGCUUCCAAGCUUUCGACAAAUACUGCACACCUGUUGUUUGCCAUGUUGCCUUGACAGAUGUUUAUGGGUCCACACAAAUCUCGCUUCCACGAAGGGGCCCUUUCCAAGAGGUACAGUGCCAGAGAAUCAUGGUUUACCACCAAUCAUCGCGUGUUUGUUAUGCACAUUUCAUGUUCACAGGUGUCGCUGCUGCUACGUUGGUGCAGUCUUUCCUGCAGCGCAUCUGGGACCGCCAUCAUUUUCAUUCACGUUGCACAUUUUCACACACUGCCAUUUCGAUAUCAGAAGCAUCGUAUUUGCACAAAUAUGACGCAAGGGACAGGGGCAUCGACUUUUUGACAAUUCGGACAUUGUGUAAUGUAAUAUACCAGGAUUAUGUCACAAACUGACCGUAUGAGAUGCAGUCAUGGUUGCAGGCUCAAAAUGGACGUCACUAGAAUUGUGUGUUGCAAUUGCAUAAAGUGCUAAAGUUCUCACAGGACCAUGAGAUCUCAGCCAAUGGGCGUGCACCAGAGUAGCUGCACUUGCAAAAGUAUCAAACCAUGCAAGCGUAUAUGUAGCAAUGGACCGCCUUUUGCUGUUCAUUGUUGCUUUCAAUUCCUUGACUGCCCCGCCCAACCCCCCCUCACGCACGCACACACACACAUCUAGUGCACACAUGUCUGUGUUCUCUUCUAGGACAUUUGAGGGGCUGGCUCUCCCGUAAAACCAAGUCACUCAAUGAAGCUAAUAGUAUUUUGAAGUACAAAAUCAGAGGAAAAUAAAGUGCCACAUUAUCUUUAAAACAUGGCUUCGAACAUAACUUGAGGUCGUUUCUCAGGCUCAUAGUUAAAAAAAAAAAAAGCCAAGGGAUAACUGUGCAAGUUUGAGCGAUUCCACACCAGACACAGCACAGCUGCUGUCUAUUGUCAUUUUGACUACGUACGUUCCUUUGCUAGUUUACAAUAGGGCCACUGUUAAGAAGAUUAGGGUUUCAAGAAUUUGUAGGCACAGAUGGAAAGGGGACGGGAUUGGUGCCGAGCCCACCAAUGACAGCUUUCACUAAGAGACAAAAGAAAGUGUUGUAUUUGUGCUUUUACGGUUGUCUGAGUGCUGUAAUCCAGCUGCUGCCAGCGUUGUCGCAAGCUGCGUCGUUUUUCGAACGAAAUUUGAGCGCCUGACAAGCCGUCUCAUAGGAGUUGGCUGCUAACGAGGUUUGGCUAUGUAGCACGUGCCUGGACUGUGCAGUUCAUGCCUGGUCAGUGUGUUUUGAUGUGCUUUACAAGCACCUCUGUUUAAACUGUAGUGUGGCUUGAGAAGCUGUAGGUUUUCAUCAUCAACCAGCAUCGGUCGUGGCGAUGCGCGUUGACCAAAAAAAAGUGAACCUCCCAUUUGUGAAUAUGUUCAGUUCGACUUGUACCCAUACAUGCAAAUUACCUUUCUGUGAGAAAGUUUGUCGAGCGACUUGUCACUAACUUUGCAAAAGUCUUGUGUGAUGGUUGUUUUUUUACACGAGCGAUUUGUAAUAAAGGUGCUUGAGCAGUGGCUCACUUUCUUAAGAAA